Molecule: messenger RNA, 1660 nt
Organism: Sphaerodactylus townsendi
Lineage: Eukaryota; Metazoa; Chordata; Lepidosauria; Squamata; Sphaerodactylidae
Gene: NBL1
Product: NBL1, DAN family BMP antagonist
Exons: 4
Coding region: 311-847 (178 amino acids)
Biological process (GO): animal organ morphogenesis
Molecular function (GO): BMP binding; receptor ligand activity
Source: RefSeq, a predicted model, not a curated record
GGAUUGGCUAGCUGGGAUGGCCGGGCCAAAGAGGAAAAGAGGCUUUGAAGGACAAGGGAUGAAAGGGAGCAGAGAGCAAAGGGGCAGUCUCUUCUGUCCCAAAUGUCCAACGACUUAAAUCGCCUGGCACCAGCGCUUGGCGGUGCCAUGACGGAAACGCUUCAAACCUGUCGGACGGGACUGUGUGAAGUUGGCAGCACCCUUCACACUUCAAGGAAAACAUCCCAGGUGUUUAUCGGAAGGUGUUACCAGUUGCUUGUUGAAUGGUUUUCAGGAAUGGUUCUUUAGAGUUGCUGCAGAAGAGGCCACGAUGCUGCGGUUCCUGCUGGGUUUCUUCCUUCCGGCCCUGAUCCUGGCAGCGCCGCCUCCCAUAAACAAGCUGGCCUUGUUCCCAGACAAGAGUGCCUGGUGCGAAGCCAAGAACAUCACGCAGAUCGUGGGUCACAAUGGCUGCGAGUCCAAGUCCAUCCAGAACAGGGCCUGCUUGGGGCAGUGCUUCAGCUACAGCGUCCCCAACACCUUCCCACAAUCCACCGAGUCCCUGGUGCAUUGCGACUCCUGCAUGCCGGCGCAAUCCUUGUGGGAAAUUGUGACGCUGGAUUGUCCCAACAACGAGGACAUCCCCCGUGUGGACAAGCUGGUGGAAAAGAUCCUGCAUUGCAGCUGUCAAGCUUGUGGGAAGGAGCAGAGUCAAGACGGGGCGCUCUUCAACGUCUACCUGAACGCCGACGAGAAUCUCCCCGGCGACCCCCAGCAGGAGGGGGAAGAUGCCGCCGCCGCCGCCGCCACCCCCCAGCACCACCACCAGCCCCAUUACCGCCAGCACGAAGAAGAGGCCGAGGAGUGAGCAGCGGGCUCCUGGGACCGUCCCCUGCAGCGGAGGCUGGGACAUCUUUCCUUUCUCUCCAAUAACGACCAUGCUUUGCUCUUAGCCAUUUUGCUGUUGGGGAAGGGGCCAAGCAGAAGCCGAAACUUUACUGGGAUGCAACUGGGGUGCAGGGACAAAACGGCCGUCGGUGAGACAAUAGGGGGGGCUGGGCAUGUUUGAGUAUAAGAAAUUGCACAUUGUGAUAAUAUAUUGGUGGCAGAGGAAGAGACUCGGUGGGGGAGGCUUUGGUUGGGCAGAUCUCGACUGGUUCUUCUACAUCCACGGAUGGCCAAUUCUCCACCACUCUGAGGAUGUUUUCGUGGUGGAGACCUGCUGGUUUUGAUCUGUGCCACUAGGAACUGUGACACUGGCUUGGGAGGGCCAAAGUGGGUGUCAGCUGAUGCCUCCGGAAGAGGUGCCCCAGCUGGGGCCAACUGCAGAGAACAGCCUUCCGUGCCUUCUCUCCUGUGUGUGGGCGGCACAACGUUUCUUCCCACAAGGGAGUUCCGGGGAAAGGAUUCCCAGCUUUUCAGAGAAGUCUGUUCCUCGACCGAGGGGCUUCAGCUCUUGAAUCCUGUGUUUAUGUGUCAGGCACGUCUACGCGGCAGAACAAGGGAAAUCGGGGGUCGUAGUUCCGUGAAGGGUAGGAGACACUAGUGACAAAUUCCUCGAUGGAAGGAAUCGCUUGUUAAUCAUUUUAAAUCUGUCACGCAGACCUGCUCUCUUGAGUUUCCCACUCUGGGAAUGUAACACCUUUGUCGGUUGGAAUGUAUGUCUGAGUUUUCAAAAAUA